AGAUUGAAUUGAUUCAAGGUCACGUGGAUCAGCCCUGUCUUGCUCCGCACCGCUACCUCGGGCGUCUCGGUCCACAGUAGCGGGGACAAGCAGGGUGCAAGAAGCAUAGCUUAAGUUCCCGUCGGCAUUGUCGAGACGCCGGAUUGAAGAGAAAACAAUCACAUCUGCUUUAGAUAUUGCAUAUCGGAACUUCGUGUAUAUUUAAGAUGACAUCUCAACCGGUUGUACCAUUCUCGGAUCCGCCCUAUCUCUGCGGGCUACCAUCACCGAUCUACAAAGAAACACAUCUGAAAUGGCAGAAAGCUUGUCGCGAGUUCAUAACAAAGAAUCUUACGGAAAAUGCCUUGGAAUGGGACAAGGAGAAAACAUUGCCGGGGAGCGUCUGGGAUGAAUUCGUGAAAGUUAACAUGCUUAUUCCCAAUCUUCCUGCUCCUCUGCCUGUCGAGCGCUUGAAAUCACUCGGGAUCAACGACAUUCUUGGGUUGAAGGUGGAAGACUUUGACGCCAUCCACGGCUUGAUCUACGCUGAUGAGAUGGCUCGCAAUGGUCUCGGCGGCCCAAGUGCGUCCCUGACCACUGGUAUCGCGUUCGGCGUGCCUCCAAUCCUGAAGUUCGGAAGCAAGGAACUCCAAGACAGACUGCUGCCGGAUCUUCUCCUCGGCAAGAAGCGCGCGUGUAUUGCCAUUACCGAGCCAGAUGCUGGCAGUGAUGUCGCUAAUAUCACCACUGAGGGUAAGAAGUCCAAGGACGGCAAAUAUUGGAUCAUUACCGGAACGAAGAAAUGGAUCACAAAUGGUAUAUGGGCUCACAUCUCCGCCAUGGCCGUCCGAACAGGCGGUAAAGGCCCAGGCGGCAUCUCCAUGAUCGCCGUCCCACUUCUCGGCCAAGAAGGUGUUGAAAUGCGCCGUAUGACUGUCGGUGGACUCGCCACUUCUGGCACCACAUUCAUCGAGCUCGACGAAGUCAAAGUCCCCGUUGAAAACACAAUAGGCCAAGAAGGCGCCGGGAUGAAGUACAUCAUGACCAACUUCAACCACGAGCGCCUGUCCAUCGCAAUCGGCGCAACAAGGCAGUCCCGUGUUGCACUCAGCACCGCGCUCGAAUACGUCAUGAAGAGGGAGGCGUUUGGCAAGCCGUUGAUCGACCAACCUGUGAUCCGGAAUCGUCUUGCGAGAUGUGGAGCUAUGCUUGAGAGUCAGUGGGCUUGGGUGGAACAGUUCUCGUACCAGAUGACAAAGCUUGAUAAAGCGACCGCGGAUACGGAGCUUGGUGGUCUCACGGCACUUUGCAAGGCGCAGGCGGGUAUUGUCGUCAAUGAGUGUGCGCAGUGUGCUAUUCUCCUCUUUGGCGGGAAUGGAUACACUGCGUCAGGCCAGGGCGAAUUGAUUGAGAGAUUAUACCGAGAUGUGCCAGGUGUGAGAAUACCAGGAGGCUCAGAAGACGUCAUGCUCGAUCUAGCAGUGCGACAACUGGUGAAGAACUACCAACGAAAGACGAAGGAGCUGGGCAAGGGCUCUUCGAAAUUGUAACAUAUACUGAUCUUUUAGCGGAUUCUAUCGAUGUUCUUUUUUUUGGCUGUAUCUUUGUGCGAUAAGUAUUUCUGGAGGAGUAAUAACAGUCGUUUUGUGCAUUACUGGUGAUGCCUGACCAGCGCGAUUCGUGUCAAAAAGAGCGAAGAUACAACUUAUGAAUAUAGCAUCAUGGGGCCUUUGGACAGCUCAGUGAGUGAAUGUACAGGUACAGCUGGUCGUGAGUGCAAGUCAGUGGAAGAAUUCUUGCUAAGUCACGGGACGAC
This is a messenger RNA of Pseudovirgaria hyperparasitica, 1795 nucleotides long. Its product is annotated as short-chain specific acyl-CoA dehydrogenase mitochondrial precursor. Bases 207 to 1529 code for a protein of 440 amino acids. The record is from RefSeq and is a predicted model, not a curated record. Lineage: Eukaryota; Fungi; Ascomycota; Dothideomycetes; Acrospermales; Acrospermaceae. Gene Ontology annotation, molecular function: flavin adenine dinucleotide binding; oxidoreductase activity, acting on the CH-CH group of donors. The transcript has 6 exons.